This is a messenger RNA of Fusarium oxysporum Fo47, 1197 nucleotides long. RefSeq lists its product as uncharacterized. Lineage: Eukaryota; Fungi; Ascomycota; Sordariomycetes; Hypocreales; Nectriaceae. The transcript has 2 exons. Bases 63 to 959 code for a protein of 298 amino acids. The record is from RefSeq and is a predicted model, not a curated record. Gene Ontology annotation, biological process: maturation of SSU-rRNA from tricistronic rRNA transcript (SSU-rRNA, 5.8S rRNA, LSU-rRNA). Gene Ontology annotation, cellular component: nucleolus.
UGCAACAUCAUAAUCCGAGCCCGGCGCUUACCAUUGCAGACCUUGAAUCAAAUCCGCCCGCAAUGGCUAUCUUAGGCAAGCGCAAGGCUGAGCCUGAGCCUCUAAUAUCCGAAGAAGAUGCUGCAGCCAUUUUCAGACGACAUUUCGAGGCGGAAUUUGCACCCCUGCCAGAGGCAGAAGCCGCUAAAUCGAAAUUCAAGAAGACGAAACAUGAGGGAAACAGCAACGACAUCGAGAGCGAGGAAGAGGAGGAGAACAACGACAGUAACGGGGACGACGGCGAAUGGGCUGGCCUCUCCGAUGAGGACUCUGUCACAGAAGAAGAAGAAAACCCAACAAUACAGGUCGUAGACCAUUCGAGCAAGCAACCGCCGAAACCAGCGGCAAUGUCAAAACGAGAGCUCAAAGCUUUCAUGUCAUCACGACCUCCUGAGCAAACAACACCCAAAACCGAGCAGCCUCUAUCAGCGACUUCAUCCUCCUCAAACACCCUCCCCGAAGACGCACCCUCCCUUCUAGCCCAAGACCUUGAACUCCGACGACUCCUUGCAGAAUCACAUCUUCUCGCGCCGACCAUUUCAGCAUCGGGUACCACCAUUGCACCCAAGGCUUUUGCUACAGGCCGCACUCGUCAAAAGGCUACGGACUUGCGCGUCCAGGCUCUAGGAUCCAAAGUGUCGAUUCACAAGCAAGAAAAGAUGCCCAUGAACAUGCGCAAGGGUAUUGUUGCUGCGGCAGACGCACGAGAAGCAAAGCGCCGGAGAGAAGCUAAGGAGAAUGGAGUGAUCCUCGAACGAGAGACUGGUAAGAAGAAGGGGCGUAGAGAUAGGGGAAGGGACGUUGCUGUCGACCGACCGGGAGUUGGUAGACUCAAGGGGGCAGAACUACGCUUGAGCGACAAGGAUAUCAAGAGCAUAGAGGGUGGAAGAGAUACAUUUGGUAGAAGAAGCCGGCGUUAGCACGGUAUUUGGAACCCACUUUCGUGCGCCUAGCAGGACAUCGUCGUCACUUCGAGCGGCAGCCUUUGAAAUGGCAUGUAAAAACCAACAGUUUCUUCUUUUGAUCUACCAUACGUAACCAUUCCUAGUCAGUAGUCUCCCCGGCAUAAUGCCUAGAAAUACAGCCUUAUUCAAGGAAUAGGAACCAUGUAUAUACAGAUGCUUCCUCAGUCCACUUCAACUUAAUACGUUCGUGAUA